Molecule: messenger RNA, 1962 nt
Organism: Monopterus albus (swamp eel)
Lineage: Eukaryota; Metazoa; Chordata; Actinopteri; Synbranchiformes; Synbranchidae
Product: bone morphogenetic protein 7-like
Exons: 7
Coding region: 162-1424 (420 amino acids)
Biological process (GO): BMP signaling pathway
Cellular component (GO): extracellular region
Molecular function (GO): growth factor activity; cytokine activity
Source: RefSeq, a predicted model, not a curated record
CUAUCAGUGCGCUACGGUAGUUAAUGAGGGAGGGAUUUUCUCAGUGGAUAAAUAAUAGUGAAUUUUACUUCCUCACAUGUAGGUAGACUCUUUAUAAGAGUUAUCGCAUCUCAGGUCUUAUCCUUCGAACUGCCCAGACCUGCGCGUAAAAUUUGGAUAAAAUGGUGACAAGCGGCUUAGCGACAUUAAUAAGACUUCUGUCGUGGGGUUAUUGCGUAUUAGCCACGCAGGUCGCCUUCUCCAACUUCUCCUUAGACAACGAGGUGCGAUCCAGCUUCAUUCAGCGGCGGCUACGAAGCCAGGAACGCAGGGAGAUGCAACGGGAGAUCCUCUCCAUCCUGGGUCUGCCGCAUCGUCCGCGGCCGCACGUUCAUACCAAACACAUCGCCGCCCCGAUGUUCAUGCUGGACCUGUACAAUACGAUCUCUACAGACGCUUAUUCUUAUUACAGACCCGUUUUACCGAGCCAGGCCUCCUCCACGGUGACCCCACAGGACAACCGCUUAAAUGAUGCAGAUAUGGUGAUGAGCUUUGCCAACCUGGUAGAUCGGGAUCAAGACCUUCUGUACCAGCACCAUCAAACGGAAUUUCGUUUUGACCUUUCCCGUAUUCCAGAGGGAGAGGCCAUCACAGCAGCAGAGCUCAGGAUUCACAAGGAUUUCAUCCAGGAACACUAUGAGAAUGAAACAUUCAAAGUCAAUGUUUACCAGGUUCUGCAGGAGCCUGCUAACAGUGAGGUGGAGCUGCUGCUGCUGGACCAACGAGAUGUUUGGGCUGCAGAGGAGGGCUGGCUGGUUUUUGACCUGACUGCUACCAGUAACCUGUGGCUGUUCAGCCCAGAGCAGAAUCUCGGCCUGCACCUGAUCCUGGAAGACAGCCAUGGUCACAGGAGGAACCCCCGACUGGCAGGGCUGGUCACAGGUGGUAGGCCCCAGGACAAGCAGCCCUUCAUGGUUGCCUUCUUCAAAGCCAAUGAGGUGCGAUUCCGCAGUAUCCGAUCUGCCCAAGGCCACAAGGGGCGCCAAUCUAACCGCUCCAAACCCCAGAGGACUGUCCAAGAUGCGCUAAAGGCAGUGGAGGCUGCAACAGAUAACCUCGGGAUUUCUAAAGAGGGGUGUAAAAAACAUGAGCUCUAUGUCAGUUUCAGAGAUUUGGGAUGGCAGGACUGGAUCAUAGCACCAGAGGGCUAUGCAGCAUAUUAUUGUGAAGGAGAAUGUGCCUUCCCUCUCAACUCCUACAUGAAUGCCACCAAUCAUGCUAUUGUGCAAACUCUGGUUCAUUUUAUAAACCCAGAGACGGUGCCUAAGCCCUGUUGUGCCCCUACGCAGCUCCAUGGCAUCUCAGUGCUCUACUUUGAUGACAGCUCCAAUGUCAUUCUCAAGAAGUACCGCAACAUGGUGGUCAGAGCCUGCGGCUGUCACUGAUCGCUAUUCCCAGUUUUAUGAGUUUUGCAAAUUCAGAGGGAUGCUUGAGAAAGACUGAAGCAGAGGAACCAGAGACACUGGGUGCUUGGUCACCAGGGAGCUCCUGCCACAGACUGAGCUUUAAUCUGGUACAGGUAUACUGUUUUUAUGACCAGCAGCUGAGCCUCCCAUCAGUAUUAGCCAGUACCACAGCUAUUGGUCAGAGCUGUUGGUCUGGACAAAAUAUUUUCUCUUUUUUUUGUGUGUGAUUGGAAAAAGUGCAGCAAAAUAACUGAGAAGUGUGGAGUUAUUUCAGAAACUCAAACAAAACAUGGUAAUAAAACAUGUAAAAAGUUAUGACCUUUUCCUCCAUCUACAGAGAUUAUAUAAUGUGCCAUACAUCUGUCUUUGUGACCAACAUGAGAAUAUAAAUGUUACUUGGGUAGAAAUGUGCAUCUGAUAACAUGUUACACAGCCGAUAAAGCUAAAUAUCCAUCUUCAUGUUGAAUUAUUUCAACUUUGUACCAGCUGGAUGAGCUGAUGAGAAAAAAUGUUCUGC